AUGAAAGAGGAGCCAGAGCUUUCAGAAGAUGAGGCGAUUACCAAAGCUUUACGAGCUUGGUUUUAUCGCGUUAUGCCAGAAAAGGAUAUGCCAGAGUUCCUGGCUGAGGGAUUCCGCCAGAAGCGACUACCUAGGCUUGGGGAUGCUGUCGUCAUCCCGUCACAGGCCAAGGGCACUUUUUGGUGGAAUCGCGAGACCAAGAAAGUCCAAUGGGUGUGGUGGGAUCCAGAUCCAAGCAAAGCUGGACAGGUUCUUCACACUGAGCCACAAGCUACGACUAGUCAAUUGCCAGAGGAACAAACACAAAUAAGCAGGACAGGGCAGCGUUCUCCAAGUGACGCUGUCAAGACAGAAUCUAGGAACCAUGAGGACACAAUGGGGGCUGCAGGUUUCUCGGGAAUACACCAGGCCAGACUGGACAGAUCCAGGCUCGGCUCCGCUCCACCUGACAGUGGUGAAAGAAAUCAAGAGUUCCAAACAGGAAGAAAGAAUCUGCCCGAUCGUCGAGUCUCGCCUACACCGGAACGGCCAAGCCACUUCAGUCCACAGGACCUCAAUCACAGAUCUUCUUCUUCUUAUCUGACAACAACUCGCUCACAUCGAGGCCCCACUUCCGACACCAACAAACACCCUAAACACGACGACAGAAGAAAAGAUGUGGCCAAGAUGGCAGACAGAGCACCUUCUUUAGCACGCGAGCGCUCCUCUGGCGCAGAGAGCGACGAUCCCCGCAGAUCCUCUGCCAUUCAUUCACCUUAAAGAUCAGCAACUCCAGGCGAUCCCACAACCGAUAAUUCCAUCAUCCACACCGACC
Molecule: messenger RNA, 814 nt
Organism: Cadophora gregata
Lineage: Eukaryota; Fungi; Ascomycota; Leotiomycetes; Helotiales; Ploettnerulaceae
Exons: 3
Coding region: 1-759 (252 amino acids)
Source: RefSeq, a predicted model, not a curated record